GGGAAUCUAAGAAAACGAGAUAAAAUGCAACUCUGGUACCGAGCUGAUAACAUGGAAUCUCAUAAAGGAGGCGUGCUUUGGAACCCGUUGUUUAGAAAGAUUAGAUGGAUUCCAGGCGCGGCUCGAUCAUCCUUCACUUUAUGUGGCGUGGGUUACAAUGGUAGUAUACCCGACAAGAUUGUUGGGACUAUUUAUAGUCUCGAUCUCCGUCACCAGACAGUUGUCAUGUUCGAAUUUGAAACCAAUGCGUGGAAGCUUAUUGAUCCUGACAGGUACGUAGCAGAGUUCACUAGAGAACAAUCGUUACGUCAUAAUAGUGUGUCCUUGAAUGGAAAUUUUUAUUGGACAGCUUAUAAUCUAGAAACUGGUGAGUAUUUCAUCCGAAUCCUCGAUGUUUUGAAAGAGAUAAUCAAGCCCUUUUGUAUCCUACCGUGUAUGGGGAAAAGUUCUUCUCAUACUCGUGUCCUCGCGAUUUACAAGGGAGAUCGGUUUUCAGUGUUAGAACAAUGCAAAACAACAUGCAAGAUUGAGAUUUGGGUGACAAAGAAGAAAAUUAGUAAUGGAGAUGAUGUGGUGUGGAUUAGGUUCAUGAAUGUCUCAAUACAUAACUUCCCUAGGUUUUAUCACAAGUUUUCGAAGUACAUGGUCGAUAAUAAUAUAUAUGGAAAGACCCUCGUCAUGUGUUGUAGCUACAGGAGAAGUGGUCAAGCUUACGUCUAUAUUGUGAGGGGAGAUAUGUGCAAAAGGAUUAAAAUUGAUGAAGUGCCUUCUCAGUUCAGAUGCUCUAUUCAUGUCCCAAGUCUGAUCCCCAUUUGUUGAGUGACGAUCAUCUUUCGAUGAAGUGAACAAGAAGAGUGCUCUUUUUGGGUUUUUGUUUUUUAACUAGCAAUAUUUAUGUCUCAAUUCAUUAUCAUACAGAUAAAACAAAUCCAACUUCAUGAGUGUUCUUGUUAUAUUUUGGUAGUUUGUUUUGUUAUGAUUUGCACUUUUUUGAGUCAGUUUCCUAAAGGUUUAAGAUAGAUUCACAAUUCGUUGACCUUAUAUUGAGUAAUAGAGGUUUGGUUAAAAU
Molecule: messenger RNA, 1069 nt
Organism: Arabidopsis arenosa
Lineage: Eukaryota; Viridiplantae; Streptophyta; Magnoliopsida; Brassicales; Brassicaceae
Source: the annotation of a GenBank genome assembly